UAUAUAAGCCGCGCCGGAGGGAAAAUAAUCUUUUCAGUACAUUCGCAAAUCUGAAUCGGUUAGCACUGCGGUCCGCGGGGAAAAAUCGCGCCGGUGGAAUUCCGAGAAAUCCGUCCAACAGUUGCUGUAUGAAAUUUAUGAUGAAAAUAGUGAAAUCGUUUUAGUUCAGAGAAGAAUAUCAUAGAAAUAGCUCAUAUAUCUAUUGUGAUAAAAUAAUCCCAUUGAGAAGACUGCGAGUGUUUGUAUUUUAUCAUUGAUUCUAGUCACAAAACUGUGCCCUCAAAUUGGGAUUACCAUAGUUCGUGGGGAUCCGGUCGGAUCGAGUGGUUGAGUUCUUCUUCGUCUAAGUCGUGCGGGCUCAAGUUCACGAGCGCGGGUGCGCCGGACCUGUCCACCCCCUCACACCGUAACCGAGCCGGCACCGCCUACUGCCCCUCUUCCCAACCCCAACUGUGGAGCGCAACUCACAUGCCAUGCGCGAUUCAAUUUCGCAGUUUUUCUCUUCAGCAGCGAGCCACCACCAUGAGUGUCGGAAACACAGUUCAGAUUCCGAUGAUAGCUUUGCAGGACAUGUUUCAAUCAAUGACGUAUCAAAGGCAAACUGGGGCGCCCAAAUCGGCAACGGAGCAAAAGAUCCCAACGGGAGUAUCGGGCGAGGGACGUCCGAAGCGGCAGAGACCGACUCAUCAGGGACCGGGGGGAUGCGGGACUCGCUGGAGGGGACGGGCUCAGCGCAGAACGACCUUAUUCACCUCCAGAGACGGGUGGGACUCUUCAGUGGGGUGGCUUUAAUUGUCGGAACGAUGAUCGGGUCUGGAAUUUUUGUAUCGCCAUCUGGUCUACUGGUGCGAACUGGUUCCGUUGGUGUGAGCUUUAUUAUAUGGAUGGCCUGUGGAUUGCUCUCAUUGUUAGGUGCAUUGGCGUACGCUGAGUUAGGCACGAUGAACACAUCCUCCGGAGCGGAAUGGGCAUACUUCAUGGACGCGUUCGGUCCCUGGCCGGCUUUCUUGUUCUCGUGGGUCUCCACGCUGGUGCUGAAACCGUCCCAGAUGGCCAUCAUCUGCCUGUCGUUUGCGCAGUACGCCGUCGAGGCCUUCGUUGCCGAAUGCGAUCCACCGUUGACUGUUGUGAAAAUGGUUGCAAUAUUGGCGAUUGUGAGCAUUUUAUUUGUAAAUUGUUAUAGCGUUAAUUUAGGGAUGGCUGUACAAAAUAUCUUUACCUCUGCGAAACUGGUUGCGGUGCUGAUCGUCAUCUGCGGCGGCGCCUACAAGCUACUACAAGGCAACACCCAACACCUGCAGAAUGCAUUUAGCGGACCGACGCCGUCGCUGGGGGCGAUCGCGACGGCCUUCUACACCGGUCUGUGGGCCUACGACGGGUGGAACAAUCUGAACUACGUCACCGAGGAGAUCCAGAACCCGAGCAAAAACCUGCCCCGAUCGAUCAUCAUCGGCAUCCCGCUGGUGACGCUGUGCUAUGCGCUGAUCAACGUGUCCUACCUGGCGGCCAUGUCGGCCACCGAGAUGAUCGAAUCGGAAGCCGUGGCGGUCACCUUCGGCAAUCGCAUUCUGGGCGCGCUGGCCUGGCUCAUGCCGCUGAGUGUCACCAUCAGUACGUUUGGCAGCGCCAACGGAACGCUGUUUGCCGCCGGAAGACUGUGCUUUGCGGCCAGCCGUGAGGGACACUUGCUGGAUAUCCUGUCGUACGUGCAUGUUCGUCGUCUGACACCUGCCCCUGGACUGAUUUUCCAUUCGCUGAUUGCCGGCGCGAUGGUCCUCUACGGUACCAUUGAUUCGUUGAUCGAUUUCUUCAGCUUCACGGCCUGGAUUUUCUACGGUGGUGCGAUGCUGGCUCUGAUCGUGAUGCGUUAUACCAAACCCAACUACCCAAGGCCCUACAAAGUUCCACUCAUCAUUCCAAUACUGGUUAUGAUCAUUUCCGGUUACCUAGUGGCGGCGCCCAUCAUCGAAAAACCUCAAAUCGAGUACCUGUACGCAGUGCUGUUCAUUUUCGCCGGAUCCCUCUUCUACUUACCGUUCGUGCACUGGGGCUACCAUCCUAAGUUCAUGGACAACUUCACUCUCUUCUUCCAAAUGCUGUUCGAGGUCGUACCCACCACUUCGAUGGCUAUGUUUGAUUGAACUGAUCGCGCACCGUUAUAGACUCCAAUGGUUGUUGUUAAAACUGCAGCGGCUUGACACCAAAGAAUACCUAAAAAUUUGAGCAAAAUAUUCGAAUCUACGAAGAAGUGCAGAGCACACCACCUUUCGGAUCACGUUGCCAUAAUUGAACAUUGUUAGAUCACUCUUAGAAAUUCACCUAUUGCAACUAUUCGACACUUAUACUUACCUAAUCGGAAGAAAAUACUGCGUUGUAAUAAUCCCAGCAUCAUAAUGUAUUGCGCUUAUGAGUUGAACUGAGCACGUGGUCGAAGACACAAACUUGAAUAGCAAUAACUCGGGAAGGAGAAAACGAAGCAUGUGCCAAUCAAAGUAGCAGGUGGGAACGUCGAGAAUGGAUCGCCGGAUCAGCCAUCAACGCAUCACACCACGCAGGACAAAGUAGUGUGAAACACUGAAACAAAAGAAAAGCAACAGUAAAGACACAAACACUGCUCAAAACCAAAAAAGUUAAAGAAGAAAAAGAAGCCAUACCAAAUCCAAAACCAAACCUGAAAUCAAACAAAAGGUAAUGUUUUCAUUUUAUGUAUUUAUUUUUUGGAUAAACUUUGUAUACAAGAAACCAACAAACUUGGAAGAAGAUGGUUCAGAAUUCGAAACCGGACAGGAGAUUUUAUUGGAUGCAUUAGGGCUGAACGAAGGAAAAGACUAUUUUUGUAAGUGGCAAACCCCGCGAAAAUUGCAAUCAACAACACUAUUGCUCUGUGAAACAUGGCAACAGUAUAGGAGAUGGAGCAGCUUUUGUUUAGGUUGAUUUUGAAAAAGAUGAUUUAGGAAUGGAGACACAUGGUCUCGUUGAGUCUUCUCCGUAGAAUAUAUCCGUCGAAACUAACCUCCAAACAGAUUUUACCGGAUGUCAUUCGCUCUGUCACGUUCUUGUUUACAUGUGUCCUGGAUAUCGUCAAAGAUUACACAUUGCUUCAUACUAUGGUCAAUGUAAUGACUUUUUGAAGAAAAUGAUCAUAAUGUAAAACCCUAAAAAGGGUUGUUUUUGACACGUUGAAUGGAUAAAGAUUUCCGUUCACAGUAAUCUAUUUAGAAGGGAACUCAUUUGACACUCACUGCAUCAAAACAUUGGCACUGUCUCAUGACAUUCAACAUUUCAAGAGAGGUUAUGGCUGCGACAGUAUGCUCGCAUUUUGCCCCCUCUUUUAUUUUUUCUCGUGUUUGUUUAGGAGAGUGAGUAAAAAAAACAAAAAACUGCGCACGCUAGAGGUCGUUUGAUAAUAUUGAUCAGUAAGAUCGAUGAUCGAUCUUAUCGAUCAGCUGUCAAACGACACAGCUCAUCAAUUGAAUCAAUCAUGGAUCUGUCUGCGUCGACAACUUUUGGUAUUUAAUUUAUCCACUGUUUCUUCAAAACCAAUUUGUUCUCGAAUAUCUUAGGUGUUUUGCGAAGUUUAGCCCUCACGACUGCAGCUCGGUUUCGUUCCUUCCGGUGUAGACGGUAUAGACACUUCCGGUAUAGCUGACACGUUUUUCGACAUAGCAAUUUGAAUCAUCCACCGUAUUCGUCAAAAUAUUUAACGGUUCUGAAGAUUCAGUUGACACUUGAACAAAUUCAACGCCUUCUUGCCAGGGGUGUAAGUUAGCUGUCAACUGGGAACAAAUUGCGCCUACCCUUCAUCAUGUUUUAGAACCAGUAAAAAGACGUAAUCCUUUUGCAAUUUUCGUUUGCAAAAGUGAUUUUAAUACCGUUUUAUCAUGCUAAAAGCAAGUCAAUAUGCGAUUAAAAUAUACAGAAAGUUAUAUUCAUCAUAAUAGAUUGAAAAAUGUCAUUCCGACAAGAAAACAGUGUUCUGUUUUCAUCAUUAUGAAAAAUUAGCCUAUACUCUCGUUUGUUUUUGUUGUUAUUUUGUUUGAAGUGCGGAAAUCGGCUGAAAAUUGAAAACUCCCUGGGUGAUUAUUUUGCUCAAAUGUGCGGAUAAUUUAACACUAAGGGCAUCUCCAGGAGCGUUUCAGUUCUAGUUAUAUUUUUAAAACGGUUACAAAAUUUGUAACUUUCAAAAAUAGAACUCAAACAUGGGCGUCUUCAGCAGCAGUUCUAAAUCCUGCAUACUUCUUACGGAAAUCGGUAAAAUUAUUUGACAACAACCUAAUAAAUCAUAAACCCCGUUGGACUCGGUAGAAUGAUGUUCCCAGAGGCAGGGAUGGAAAAUGUCACAAAAAUGUCAUUUCGUUAUUUGCUGAUUUCACUGCACCGAGUAGGAAAUGUAAAUCGACGACAUCAUUCAUUAUCCAUGUCUAAUCAGCAUUAUGGAUGGGUGAUGCUAACGAGCAGAAAUUUACACCGGAAGUGGUGUAAACAGAAAAAUGUCAUGACAUUUGUUCAUGAAAUUUCGCGACAUUUUCCAUCCCUGCCCAGAGGGCAUACAUAUGAUUUGCCAUGGCAACAACAUAAAUAGAACGCGUCAAAAUCUUGUUUCAAAUUUGUGCAAAAAUAGAACGGGGUCGUAUGCCAGUUACAAAUUUUGAAACAAAACUGUUCGAAUUUAUACACUUGAAACGCCUGCUGAAGAUGGUCAAGAUGCAGUUCCAGAUGCAUUUUAAAACUCCCAUACAUUUUAUAACGCUCCUGGAGAUGCCCUAAGGGUCUGUUCCAAUUGGUGAAUUAGAAAUAGGUUUUACUUAGUUUUGACAGUGAAAAAUAGUUUUAAUUCUCGAAUUGGAACAGACCCUAAGACUCAAGAAAUUUCGAUUAUUAUCGAAAACACUGUUCAUAAGCAUCAACAUUGAGAGAAAAACACUGAUGUUUGUGUCACUGUUGAUGUUUAUAAAUCGUUAAACAAAAGAUGUUUACAAAUUAGAACCAACAGUAGAUGGCGCGCAGGUGUACAUUUUUGGGUGGGCGUAGGGGGUAGGAUCUUACACCCCUGCUUCUUGCCGGCACUUGUCGUUGGCAGUUUUCAACCGCUUCCGGACCGGUUUUUGGACGACUUGUUAUCCUUGAUAAUGGAGUCAAUCUCGUACACCGUUAAAUGACGAGAUGUUUCUUGAGCCAUCUGUGUAACGCAGUUGGAAUUGUUGAUUUUUAUUUGUAUGCGAAUUUCUUCUUGUUUUGAUGCGAUUUCGAUAUCCACUUGACAGAUACUGACAAAGUUUAUUAACGUAAACAUUGCACUCUUAGCUAAUUGUAGGCAAAGUUUCAUCAAUGUUUACCCAUACCAGGAAAACUAGAGCAAUUCAACGAAAUAUUUUAGUUCUGAUAAGUAUCCAGGAAAACAUGAUUAUACAAAAACAAAUAGAAAAAGAAAUGCAAUUUGGAGGUUAUAUCUGACGGAAGUAAUCUAUUCGAAUAGUGUUCUAAUCAUUAUUAUCUAUAGAACUACUCUAUAACUAUCCCUUCUAGAGGCAAAUCGUUUUUCUCGCCCCUCUUGACAGCGAAAUAAGGCUUUUACUCGGCAAAAGUGUGAUAUUAUUGACAUAUAAUAGCAAAACUAAGCAUUGGCUGAUAAUUGGCACAACAAUUUGGACUUGAUUCGUAUAUUCACUGCCGUUCAGUGAAUCAAAUUUAAGACAUUCGUGUAAGAUUUGCUCACCCUUAGAGAAUACGAAGAAGAAAAAAAACACUCAAAAAGCGAAGCUGCACGGAUCAUUCCCGAAUGGUCGCUCCCCGAAUGUCACUGUUAAUUUAGUGUUACCUUUUUAGCUGUGGUUUUUGUCCUGUGUAUUUUUUUUUCUCCUCAUAUAGUCUGUAAAGCGGAACGGAAAAAGGCCGAAAUUUUAACUGUUUGGGGAACGACCAUUGCCUCGCCAGCUUGGUGCAGGAGUUGGUGAAACCGAAAUUGUUCGAGAAUUGAAAACUGACAUAUGUCACACUUUGCACUGGAUAUCAGCUGUCAAAUCAUACGGCACUUGGUCGAAGGACGAAACGUCGACAACAUCAAAGAAGGCGAAAAAAGGAAAUCAUAGGCAACAUUUGUUGAUUUUUUCAUGAACCUAUUGUUUAUUCGACAUUUCGCCCUUUCGACCUUUUGUCUAUACACUCAGCAAGAUGAGUGACUUCAAAAGAAUUUGUAACCAUGAACACCCGCAAUCCGAGGGGCACUAUCGAAAGUAUAGUUGUGAACUGUUGAGCUUUACAGGAAACUUAAGAAGAAAAAAAGAGAUCCCUACUGUAUAUAGGAACAAUAUUUUUUAUAUAUUACCAUAUCAUAAAUGAUAUAAAUUUGUGUCGUUUGUUUGUAAAAGAAAAAGAUCGAAUGGUCCGAUCGGUACACUAUGGAGCUAUCAUUCCGUACCGGCGGAUCGUCUGUAGAUUUAUAUAGUUUAGCAAGCUUAUUUUUAUUUAUUUUGCUCUAUUUUUCUGCUUGAUUGCAAUUUAGUAGACACCAGAGAUAUUAGAAACCAAAAAAACAGCAAAACGAUAGGACUCUUAAAACCAAAUAAAUUGCGCUUAUUAAGUCGCGAACCCAAUUAGAAUUCGAUUCGUUGUGAACAUCCUCCAAAUUGAGCUAGAGAAAAGAAAGAGAGGACGGCUUCUUCGCUGACGAUGAUGAUUUUGAUCUCAAAGAUCCAUAUGAAAAACAAGAAGCGUACUAACAAGAAGUGUGAUAGAGAGAGAUAGCUUGACGACAGAGGUAACCAAUCUUAUGUAGAGGAGGUAUUGGCUGAAAAGUUGAAAGCAUACCUCGUUGGUGAUUUUGGUAGAACGCAAUCUCGAAAAUCGAAAGACCGAGCAAUGGUUCAACAAACAAAAAGGAAUAAAUACCCUCAAAUCUUACACUGAAAAAGGCAACAAUUUGGAGCAAAGAAUAAAAUUAUUUUACCAAA
Aedes albopictus (Asian tiger mosquito) is the source of this 6950-nucleotide messenger RNA. RefSeq names its product b(0,+)-type amino acid transporter 1 (gene sbm). Gene Ontology annotation, cellular component: membrane. The record is from RefSeq and is a predicted model, not a curated record. Gene Ontology annotation, biological process: amino acid transmembrane transport. The coding region runs from base 474 to 2141 and encodes 555 amino acids. Gene Ontology annotation, molecular function: L-amino acid transmembrane transporter activity. The transcript is spliced from 11 exons. NCBI's taxonomy places the organism in Eukaryota, Metazoa, Arthropoda, Insecta, Diptera, Culicidae.